AGCUUUCCAGGCGCAAACAACAUUCAGGAUCAUCUUCUGCUAGAUUUUUGCGGAAGGAUUUUAGCGAGAAUACUUCAGGCUCAAGUUUCUCCAUAUAAUCCUAAUCAGUUUCCCGCCAUGGCUUUCAGCUUCCGCAGCUGCUUCGCGAAUUGCUUCGUCUUCAUCCUGACCGUCCUUCACAUAAUCGUCCUCGCGGGAUCCAUCGCAUCCGUCGCUCUAAUCUUCGUCAUCCGGCCCAACCCCACCUUCCCAGCGGGCUGGGGAUUCAUAAUCGUCGGCGCCAUCACCUUCCUCUCCGGAGUCUUCGGCGUAUUUUUCUCCGGCCGAUUCGGCUGCUGCGGAAUCCACCUGCUCCUGCACGCGCUCUCCAUCGCCGGAACAUGCGCCACGGGGAUCAUCGCCGUCGCAAAGCCCGACACGCUCGUCGGCGACAUGCAGCCGACCAUCGCGCUUGACAAGGCGCACGAUCUCAUGAUCGUCGAAGGCGGAAUCAUGCUCGCGCUUUUCACGCUCCAGCUCCUGCUGAUGAUCCUCACCUGCUGCGCGCAGUCGUGCGGGUGCCUGGACGGGGGGUACGAGGAGCUCGACUCGGCGUCGGCGGCGAAGAAAGCGGCGGCGGACGCGAUUAAGGAGGAGCAGCGGCGCGCGCGCAUGGAAUCCACGAGCGCGCAUAAGCUGGCGCAAAAGAUGAAAGAGAAGUACGGGAUGGUCACGGGGACGAAGUCGGAUUACGACAUUGAGAAAUGAUAACCGGGUCCAAGGAGGAGCACGAGGCACCGGGGCAAGGAGGAGAUAGCCGGAGUAGGCAGAGGGUUGCUGGCUUUCUGGGCCAUCAUAAGAAAGGGGUGGUUGCUUGCUACAUCUUCCUACCUUCCUUCCGCGCGUCUAGUUGGUCCGCUUCAGGUCACCGUCGUCCAGUGUUAUUUUCCCACACGCAUCCGUCGCUUGAUGUCCGCUUCUCGUUCCGCGCCAAGCUUUGCCCCGCAUGCUCUGUCGUGCUGGUACCCCCCCCACCCCCCCCCCCCCCCCCUCUCCCCCCUCUGCAAGCUCUUUCCCUCCAAUCUGGCUGCUGGCCGGUUAGCAAUUAAUGCGGGAGGACAUGUCGCAUGUUGUGACUGUUAGCCCUGCGAUUGUGGUGUAGCUGUGAUGACUGGUGGUGUCAUGGUGCAAGUCCGUGCUCCCUGCUGCCAUUCCCCACUUGCUGGCUUCACAUACUAGGACGUGGUAGUUUUGUUCACCCUUCAGUUUAGGAUCCUAUUACAGUGCAUCAGUGGCUAGUGUAGGAUUUAUACAUACUAGCAACCACUUGUCAUGCGGUAUCUGCUUGUACUUUUUGGAUGUUCCGCUACAAAAGC
Molecule: messenger RNA, 1355 nt
Organism: Closterium sp. NIES-67
Lineage: Eukaryota; Viridiplantae; Streptophyta; Zygnematophyceae; Desmidiales; Closteriaceae
Source: the annotation of a GenBank genome assembly